CAGUCUCAGCCUUGUCAGUCUCAGCUAGUUUCCUUCCAAGUCACCUUGACCCUUAGCUCAUCACAAGCAGAAGACCAUGCCACACAAAAUGGCCGAGAAGGUUCUGAUCGUGUACGCCCACCAGUGUACUGGGUCAUUUAACGCUGCAGCUAAAGAUGCAGCUGUGACAGCUCUGACUGCUCAGGGCUGUAAGGUGGAGGUGUCUGACCUCUACGCCAUGAAGUUUAAAGCCUCUGCUACUGUUGACGACAUCACUGGGGAGGUGAAGGAUGCUGAGCACUUCCAGUAUGGAGAGGAGACCAUGCUGGCAUGGAAGGAGGGCCGACUCUCUGCUGAUAUCACUGAGGAACACUGCAAACUCUCUGAAGCGGAGCUUGUCAUAUUCCAGUUUCCUAUGUACUGGUUCACUGUUCCUGCCAUCAUGAAGGGCUGGAUGGACCGGGUGCUCACACUGGGAUUUGCCUACACCUCAGAAAAGAGGUACAGCCAGGGCAUCUUCAAGGACAAGAAAGCCAUGCUGUCCUUCACCACUGGAUCCCAGGAGUCUAUGUUCAGUGCCAAUGGUAUCAAUGGAGACAUGAAUGUCACCCUGUGGCCACUGCGGAAUGGCAUCCUGCACUACUGUGGUUUCCAGGUUCUGGCUCCUCAGAUCUUCUGGGCUCCACUCCACAUCCCCGUUGAGGCUCGAGACAGCAUGCUGGAGGCAUGGUGCACACGGCUGCAAGGGCUUCUCGGAGAAAUGCCGCUUACCUUCACCCCCUCGGACAGCUUUGAUGGUGGGUGGGGCUUCCAUCUCAAAGAGGAUGUCCAGGAGAAGCACGCAGCCAAUGAGUUUGGCCUGUCUGUCGGAAUCCACCUGGGCAAGCCGCUCCCACCCAACAGCCAGAUCAAAGCUGGGGUGUGAAGGAAAAUAUAGACAUGCUGCUGACCUUUAUGCCUGCUCCCACUGAAGGGCUGGGUGUGGCUUGAGGCUUCAGACCCUUCUCUGCCAGAGAAGAGGCUUUGGUUUGGGUCACUACGAAGGGCCUGUACCCUGCCACUCGACGCCCUCCACCUCAUACAGAGAGGAAAUGGUGCCAUGUAGACGGUCUGACAUGUAGUCGCUAGGAGAAGGAGUCUCACAAUCUGACUUUAAAUCAGGGUGAUGUUCAGCAGUUACUGCAUUGUGGUAUGACUACUCUGCUUGUUCAUUCCAAUUUAGGCUUUUUGCAGUAAAGUAAUCCUGAAUGUGA
Coregonus clupeaformis (lake whitefish) is the source of this 1232-nucleotide messenger RNA. Its product is annotated as NAD(P)H dehydrogenase [quinone] 1. Gene Ontology annotation, molecular function: NAD(P)H dehydrogenase (quinone) activity. NCBI's taxonomy places the organism in Eukaryota, Metazoa, Chordata, Actinopteri, Salmoniformes, Salmonidae. Gene Ontology annotation, cellular component: cytosol. The record is from RefSeq and is a predicted model, not a curated record. The transcript is spliced from 7 exons. The coding region runs from base 77 to 904 and encodes 275 amino acids.